This is a messenger RNA of Periophthalmus magnuspinnatus, 2821 nucleotides long. It is a transcript of the gene vipr2, whose product is annotated as vasoactive intestinal peptide receptor 2. The coding region runs from base 131 to 1420 and encodes 429 amino acids. Gene Ontology annotation, cellular component: plasma membrane. The transcript is spliced from 13 exons. NCBI's taxonomy places the organism in Eukaryota, Metazoa, Chordata, Actinopteri, Gobiiformes, Gobiidae. The record is from RefSeq and is a predicted model, not a curated record. Gene Ontology annotation, molecular function: peptide hormone binding; vasoactive intestinal polypeptide receptor activity; G protein-coupled peptide receptor activity. Gene Ontology annotation, biological process: adenylate cyclase-modulating G protein-coupled receptor signaling pathway; cell surface receptor signaling pathway.
UUCAGUUUCGACUUGUCUCAGUCCAUGUGGAGGUCGGACUACUUUUCCCUCGUGUCUCUUCACCUGUCCCCUCUUCACCUGUCCCCUCUUCACCCGUCCCCCUGCACCUGUCUCCCGUGCGUGCGACAGGAUGAGGACUCCGUUGCUGCUCGCUCUCUUCCUCGGAUUCACGCACAUGGUUCACAGUAAAUUUCCUCACUGUCAGUUUUACUGGGAGUUGGAGAAGAACAGAGGAGAGUGUGAGUCAGAACUGCAGCUAACGCCCGGAAUACUGCAAGGUUGCCAUGGUGAGUGGGAGGACUUCCUGUGUUGGCGAAGUGCGUCUGUGGGUCAGGUGGUCUCUCUGCCCUGCCCCUCGGCCUUGCAGCGACUCUUUGGCAAAAACGGCAGUUUGAGCCGGAACUGCACUGAGCACGGCUGGUCCCAAGUCUACCCCAACCUCCACUCAGUCUGUAGCUCCAGGAUUCCAGACGAACCUGCACAGUUGCUCUUCUAUAAAGUGGUGUGGACUCUCUCGACAGUUGGACACAGUCUGUCUCUGGUGUCUCUGCUCUCCAGCUCCAUCAUCGUCUGCAGCUUCAGGAGGCUGCGCUGCACAAGGAACUACAUCCACCUGAACCUGUUUGUGUCGUUUAUGCUGCGAGCUUUGGCCGUGCUCAUUAAAGAUGGACUCCUGUUCUCUGACAGUGAGGCAGAGGACUGCAGUACUCAGCCUUCUCUGGUGGGGUGUAAGGCGACUGUGGUCCUGUUUAAUUACUUUGUGAUGGCUAACUUCUUCUGGCUCCUAGUGGAGGGUCUGUACCUGCACACCCUCCUGCUGGUCGUCCACAGCUACUGCAUCAAACUGGCCGUGUACAUGGCCAUUGGUUGGGGGAUCCCUCUGCUCUUCAUGUGUGUGUGGGUGAUCUGCAGAAUACACCUGGAUGACACUUGGUGUUGGGAGAUCGAUGAGAGCCCGGUCCCCAGCAGACUCAUCAACUGGCCCAUCAUGGCGUCCGUCAUUUUAAACUUCCUGUUCUUCAUCAGCAUCAUUCACAUCCUGGUGCAGAAGGUUCGCUGCAGUAAUGUCGGAGGAAACGAACAGUCACAGUACAAGCGCCUGGCGAAGUCCACUCUGCUGCUGAUUCCUCUGUUUGGUGUGAACUAUGUGCUCUUCGUUUACGUCAUGGAUCCGGGCGACAAAACAGUCAGACAGGUCAAAAUCCUGUUUGAGCUGGGACUGGGCUCGUUCCAGGGUCUGAUUGUGGCUGUUCUCUACUGUUUCCUCAACAGUGAAGUGCAGGCAGAGGUGUGUCGGGGCUGGAGGAGUCUGUCUCUCAAACCUGAAAAUAAUAUUCACUGCAACACCAUGAAGAACAUCGCCCCCCACAGAAAUGGCAGGGCACAGUCCAUACUGCAGACAGAGACCACUGUGCUAUAACAGGAUAUAUACCAGGACUGAACCAGGACUGAACCAGGACUGAACAAAAGACUAUAUCAGGACUGAACUAGGACUGAACCAGAACUGAACCAGGACUGAACAAAGAACUAUAUCAGGACUGAACAAAGAACUUUAUCAGGACUCAACAAAGGACUAUAUCAGGACUGAACCAGGACUGAUCCAGGACUCAAUCUGUUCUAAACUGGGAAUAUACUAUGAUUAAACCAGGUCUAAACUGGGACUGAACCAGGACUAAACCAGGUCUAAAUCAGGUCUAAACCAGGACUGAAACAGGACUAAACCAGAACUAAACCAGGACUAAACACAGACUAAAGCCAUUACUCUGUUUUGAAAUGUGAAGUGUUCUGUGUUAGAAAUUCUUUGUAAACAUAAAAUGAUAAAAGACCAAACGUCAGAGCCACUGUUCAAAUCUAAAAAUAUAUUUUCUUUUGAAUCACAAUAUUUAGACUGGCCAAAAACUGCCUCAGAUUGAUUCACUCUACUCUCUAUUAUUUUCCUAUUAUUGUGACUGGAGAGAACAAUAGGGCUGAAGUGCCUUGCCCAAAGACACAAUGACAGCACUUGGUUGAGGAUUGUACCACGUACCCUCUCACUGGUGGACAAACACAUAAACAAACUGUCCCACAUCAGUGAAUGCCUCACUGUCAAUAAAAGCACUGGAAAAGCAUGUGUUUUACUGUGUGGGCUUGCAUCUCCACAGACCAGACUCUUCCUGCUUUUUACAUGAAAAUGUAGUUCCUUUGAUUAUAAUAUUCUGAAAACGUAUCUAUCUCCAUGGAGAAUGUUCUGACUGGUUCUGUUUCUGUCUGUUUUAACUUUCUGUUUCCAUGGAGUAGUUCUUCCAGAAAGUGACACGAUAACUACUGAGAUCAAAGAUAGUUUUAUUAUUUGAGUUGAAGUUUAGAUUAGAUUAGAUCAGAGAAGUACAUUUUGUUUUUAACAGGAGCCUUUUUGGAUCGACAUUUUAGUGACAUGAUCAUUCUAGAUUUUUAUAGCAUGAAAUCUCUAGUUUAUUCCAACCUUGGGUCCAUCAGAUUUUUGCAAAACAUUUACAUCAGGACUGAUUCAUCACAAUCAAAAUCACAAUUUCCACAGAAGCAAUUUUUUUCAUUUAUGAAGUUCCAUCAUUUCCUCCACAAACAACAAACUCUCCUGUCUUAUUCUGCAGACGACGUGUUUAAAAUGUUCUCUCAGGGUCCUUCACAUGCAACUAAACACAGAUGCCCUCCCAAACACAUUUACCUGUGCUCUUAUUGUGUUUGGCUCAGAUCAGGAAAUAGAAACACCAACCUUCCACAGGCUCCACACUUGAUUUUUUUUUAAAUGUGCUGUUCAUUUAUGAUUCCAUUGUAUAUUUUUAUAUUAAACUGGUAAUAAACC